UGUGGAAUUCUAGAAAUGGAGCUCUACUGGCACCUUACUCAGGGACUAGAACUUUGCCUCAGGGCUCUGCCUCGGCCUCUCUGGGACCUGUUUCCUACAGCAUCUCGUAUUUUGGAUUUCUGCUGUCCUAUAAUGAGUGAUGUUGUGCCGUUAGACGUCAUUGGUAGAAGAGUUGAAGUUAAUGGGGAAUUUGCAACUGUGCGCUUUUGUGGUGCUGUUCCUCCCGUGGCAGGUAUAGGCUCCACUUCGCAGCUUCCUGACACAAUUCCACACUACUCAUCUGCCUGCAACCAAAAGCACCCAACAGGAGGCUCCUUUGUUCGUCCAAACAAAGUUAAUUUUGGAGUAGACUUUCUUACUGCUCUUAAGAAGCGUUAUGUGUUAGAAGAUGGAUCUGAUGAUGAUGGAAAAUCAAGUUCCUUAAAAGUUGGAAAUAAACAAGUGCAAACUGUUGGUUUUGACAGUAUCACAAAGAAGCAGAGUCAGCUGAGAGCACUGAAAGACAUUUCCCUGUGGAAGUGUGCUGUGAGUUGUGCUGGUGAACAAGGAAGAAUUGCUGAAGCCUGUCCCAAUAUUCGAAUUGUUAAUUUGUCCAAAAACCUAUUGUCAUCUUGGGAUGAAGUGGUUCUUAUUGCAGAGCAGCUCACCAACCUGGAGGAUCUCGAUCUCAGUGAAAAUAAACUACAGUUUCCCUCUGACUCACCAACUCCAGCUGGAACGUUUUCUAAUCUGAAGAUUUUAGUCUUAAAUAAAAUGGGAGUAACAUGGGCUGAGGUGCUGCGCUGUGCCCCUUCAUGGCCAGUUCUCGAGGAACUCUACCUCAAGUCUAACAGUAUUUCCAUUUCAGAAAGGCCAGCGAACGUCCUGCAGAAGAUGAGGUUACUAGACCUUUCCUCUAACCCAGCCAUUGAUGAAAAUCAGCUGUGCCUCAUAGCAUAUCUUCCCAGAUUAGAACACCUACUCAUUGACACUGGACUUUCUUCUAUACAUUUUCCGGAUGCUGGAAUUGGGUGCAAAACAUCCAUGUUCCCGUCCUUGCAGUACCUCGUAGUCAAUGACAACAAAAUAUCAGACUGGUCAUUUAUCAAUGAGCUAGAUAAAUUACAGAGCCUACAGGCUUUGUCCUGUACUAGAAACCCCUUGACUGAAGGAAACAAAGCAAAGGAAAUCAUCAUUGCCAAGAUUGGUCAGCUGAAGACCCUAAACAGAAGUGAGAUUCUUCCAAACGAAAGGCGUGGAGCUGAGCUUGACUACCAAAAAGCCUUUGGAAAUGAAUGGAAAAGGGCUGGCGGACAUACGGAUCCAGACAAAAACAGGCCAAAUGCAGAGUUUCUUUUGGCCCACCCUAGAUACCAGCUUCUCUGCAGCAAAUAUGGUGCACCUGAAGAUGAGGAACUCAAAACACAGCAGCCAUUCAUGCUCAAAAAUCAGUUGCUAACAUUGAAGAUAAAGUGCUCAAGCAAACCUGAACAGAAAGUAUUAGAAAAGCAGUUGCCAGAUUCCAUGACAAUUCAAAAGGUAAAGGGACUGCUGUCACGUCUUCUCAAAAUUCCUGUUUCAGAAAUUCUGCUGUCCUAUGAAAGUCCCAAGAUGCCAGGCAGAGAAAUUGAACUAGGAGAUGACCUACAGUCAUUACAGUUUUAUUCUGUGGAAAAUGGAGACUGUCUACUAGUGCGAUGGUAACAAUCCAACCGUAAGAGUUUAGCGGCUGUAAUGUUGUAUAUACCAGAAACAAAAACUUCACCCUCAUAAAGGAUGAAGUUUUGUUGGGAAAGGACCAUUUGGUUGUAUAUAGAAUAAAGGCUUUGAUUACUAGUGAUUUUUCUACUCCGUCUGUCUCCACAGCUUACUGCAUUCCAUUAUGUGGACAUGUAAAUAUAAACAGAAACAGCAGUCUAAAUCUGAAUAGCGUUAACAUUUGCUGUGGGCUACUUAACUGUCUGAAAAAGUUCACUACAGUGAUUUGGUUGGUCGUCGAAAAAUGUCCCUUAAACUGAGGAAACACAUCUCCUACUCUGUACAACAUACUUUUCUCCACAUUUUAUCUACACUGAACCUAUACUUCCAGAGAUUACUACUACCUCCUCAAGCUUAGGUAAACAUCAGGCAAAGCAGAGUACCUUCCCUACUUCCCUGUGACACUGAACCCUGAGGUGUUUACUUUUAUUGAGUGCUAAGGUGAGACAUUCAGGAUAUGCAUUAAAUGGUAAGAGAAAGCAUGAUACAUAUGUAAAUGAACAUUUUUAAAAGCAAGACCCCAAAACUUCAGAUUACAGUAUUUCCUUUUCAAGGCCAGUUUGCCCACAUCAGAGAUCCACAAACUGGUAUUUCCAGCA
Molecule: messenger RNA, 2336 nt
Organism: Microtus oregoni (creeping vole)
Lineage: Eukaryota; Metazoa; Chordata; Mammalia; Rodentia; Cricetidae
Product: tubulin-specific chaperone E-like
Molecular function (GO): protein binding
Source: RefSeq, a predicted model, not a curated record